UCGGCCGCCAUUGUACAGCAGUCCGGAUUCAGUGCCGGUUUCAUCUCCGGCUACGCUCUCUCUGCAUCUCUCCUCGGAAAGCCCGACUUCGGAUUACUAACGCCACCGGAAAUGGCGGCGACGGCAAGGACGGUGUGCGCGGCAGCUCCGAUGAUACCAAUUAUUGCAGAUGCUGAUACUGGUGGUGGCAAUGCUCUCAAUGUUCAGAGGACAAUAAAGGAUUUGAUUGCAGCAGGUGCUGCUGGUUGCUUCCUUGAGGAUCAAGCAUGGCCAAAGAAGUGCGGUAUGUAUCAGCUGUCGGCACCUCUGGCUUCUCAUGAGAUUUGGAUAAGCUGCCAACACAAAAUAAUUUGUUUCCAUCUUUUGAUUUUAUUUUAUUUCUAAGAAUACUAGCUGCUUUUUUCUCUGCAUGUAUUUGACACUUUGACUAGGGCACAUGCGUGGCAAACAGGUAGUUAUGUGUUCUUAUUCUUGCUUAGUCACAGUCUCAUACCAUGUCAUAUUAUGGAGAUAAUGAGAUUUCUUGGUUUCCCAAAGUCUAAAUGACAGCAACUUUUCGUAUCACUUAAUUCAGCCUCCACUCCAUUUAGGUUAUACCUGCUGAGGAGCAUGCUGUUAAAAUAGCAUCUGCAAGGGAUGCUAUUGGAGAUUCUGACUUUUUCCUCGUGGCUAGAACUGAUGCACGUGCCACAUCAGCAAGAUCUGGUCUCUCAGAUGCCAUUUAUAGGGCCAAUUUAUACAUGGAGGCUGGAGCUGAUGCCUGCUUUGUGGAGGCACCAAGGGAUGAUGAUGAGCUCAAGGAGAUUGGAUGCCAUACAAAUGGGUACAGGGUUUGUAAUAUGAUUGAAGGUGGUGUGACGCCCUUGCACACACCAGAGGAGCUGAAAGCAAUGGGUUUUCAUUUGAUUGUGCAUCCACUCACAGCUCUCUAUGCAUCAGCUCAUGCAUUAGUUGAUGUUCUCAAGACUCUGAAAGAAGAAGGAACUACUAGAGUUCACCUUCACAAGAUGGCUACCUUUGAGGAAUUCAAUCAAUUGGUCAAUUUAGAAUCUUGGUUUGAGCUUGAAGCACGUUUUUCAAAUUUAAAAAACACAGUUCGAGCAAAAUCCUGACUGGGGAGAAAGUAACCAAGAACUUGUUUCCAAGAAAGGAUUUCCUGUGAGUUUUCUACUAGAAACUAUCCCUUGUUUUGUUAACUAACAAUGCCCUUGAGAGUCAGAAUUACUAGCCAGCCUCAGAUUUUUUUACCCUUGAUAAAAUUUAAAUAUAUACCAGGCUGACUUUGGCUAUGUUGCUACAAUAAAUCCUGUUUGUUUAGUAGACAAAAACCCCUCCCGAAUAUCAUCAACAAU
This is a messenger RNA of Rubroshorea leprosula, 1352 nucleotides long. Lineage: Eukaryota; Viridiplantae; Streptophyta; Magnoliopsida; Malvales; Dipterocarpaceae. The record is from the annotation of a GenBank genome assembly.